Messenger RNA from Scophthalmus maximus (turbot), 8016 nucleotides. RefSeq names its product histone acetyltransferase KAT7. Gene Ontology annotation, biological process: regulation of DNA-templated transcription. Lineage: Eukaryota; Metazoa; Chordata; Actinopteri; Pleuronectiformes; Scophthalmidae. The record is from RefSeq and is a predicted model, not a curated record. Gene Ontology annotation, molecular function: zinc ion binding; histone acetyltransferase activity. Bases 2186 to 4156 code for a protein of 656 amino acids. Gene Ontology annotation, cellular component: nucleus. The transcript is spliced from 16 exons.
ACACACACACACACACACACACACACACACACACAUAUAUAUACAUAUAUAUUCAAUUUGGUGUAAACAUGCACAGGGAUCCUGCUCUGCUACACUUGUUUCAUUAGUAUUUUCCACGAACAAUUUAUUAAACUUUUUUAAGUCCCCAGUCGUGACAUAUUCCGCUGGGACGCACUGAAAUAUGUUUGGUGUUUUUUUUGUUUGUUUCUUAAAUAUAUCUGAAUCUGACCAACCAAGAUAGCUACAUGUUUCCACCCGGAGGCAUUUUGGCAACGUACCUGAAAAAACGACCGGGCUUGCGCACUAGGAAGUGCGGAGAAAUUGGUGUGCCUUUUUUUUUUUCAGCUGAGUUGGCUCAUGUCAAAAGCUGGUGAUUUGUUGUGCUUGGUAUUUAUCCUGCCCGGGAUAAAUUGCUCCCAAAGUGCGGAGUAAUAAUCUGCCAGCGGCAGUGCGUCCCAUCUUUGAAAAUGCCCCGGAGAAAGGUAAGGGCAGAGGAUGUUUGCUGCAGACUGCAGCUCGGACACACAACAACAUCACGUCAUAGCUAAUGUUAGCCGACGUAGAGGUAACAUUCAAGUUGUGUGUGAAAACCGCCUGCGAGCUGAAAUGCGACACAACCGGACGCCGUCAAUGAGUUUGACUUAAGGAACGUGUUCAAUAUCAGUGUUGGUGAAAUCACUCAACUGAGCUGCCGACUUGUGUUUUUGCUAAAAGCUAAGCUAGCUCAUGUUUAAUGCCGAGUUGCAUGAUUGUUCCGUCGUUUAUGAAGUGUCUCUUCUUUGUGGUACAGAAAGGAAGGACUUUGAACGUUUGGGCUUUGCGACAUUAGAUUUCUACGAACGGCUGACAGACGCUGACCCGGGUUAAGUGUGAUAACGGCGGCGUUAACUGAUAGGAACGGGUUGUUCUUUGGGGUGCGAGGACGAAGCGAAGCGUCCCUACCAAAACAACGCUGUGAUUGGCCAGAAUCAUGAAGGUGUGGUGUUCAUUGGUUCGGCUCCCCCAGUCACCGCCGCCUCUUAAAUUUGAUUGGUCGUAUGCAAAUGUGCGCCUAUUUUCUUGUGAAGUUGUCAAAUAACGCGCGUUAGUUAAUGUGCGUUAGUGGGGCAUCCGGUUGCUUCACAACCGGUUGUCGCCUGACCAUUUGAUAUAUAGUUCGUUUUCGUUUUUCUCGGCUGUGAAAAUGUAUCUUACUUUUUAAUAGUAUUAAAAAUAGCCCAACAGCGAUGCUAUCAAUAUCAUUUUGCACAAAUUAGUCCAAUGCAAUGCACUAAAAACAUUGGUAUGUGUACCGGCUUAGGGUAUUGCAUUAUACACACACACACACACACACACAGACACACACACACACACACAUACACACACACACACACACACACACACACACUCUUCACCCAUCUGUUUCUAUUGCUGCUGUAUCAACCACCGCCCCCCCCCAAAAAAUGAAAAAAAGAUUUUAUUUUGGUGUUACAUUAUUAUUAAAGUUAAUAUAAUAGUAAGAUAUCCCAAAUAUUCGUCACCGUUUCAGAUAUAUAAUUGGACCGAAACAGGAUUGCUGUUCAAUAUCUUGAAAAUUGCGUGUAGCGAGUGAAAUACAUAUAAAUGUAUAUAUAUAAUAAAAUAUAUGAACGUUAAUAUUCAUUCACCGUAUGAAUGACAUUGUAUUACACCACAGAUAGCCCCAUAGUGACACGUUUGAGCAGAUAGGACGAGCGAUGCCCCCGGUACGUUAUUUCUGAAAUGCAAAUGACAUGUUGGCUGCUGCUCCUCACCCCACCCCCACCUAGCCGGUGGUGUCGGGUGAGCCCCUCAUACGCCUCAGUCAUCAGCAUCACCCCUCUCAUUCCGUAUGGGCAGCCUGUUUUUUUCAAAAAACCAUGCUGCAAAUACGUUCAUGGGACAUUUUAAUCAGAUAAUUUGAUUUUCACUGAUUAUCAGACCCUCCUGGAAAUAACAGAGAGCCGACUCGACAGACUGCAGCCUGGGAAUUCACGCGGAAGUUGCAAACCGGGCGCCGUGAUUAAACUGGGGUUGGUACAAUGGAUGCGCUCGGCUUCAUUCGAGCAGUGUCCGCCGCCACGCCGGUGUCGCGCUCGUGUUGAGUGCUUAUCGACAAGCCCAUCGCGAGGAGAGUCGGUGCAGAGCCGGAGGAGAUGUGAAUUGGGUGACGUGCUCCCCCCCUAGUAUGGGAUCUCUGUUGAAUUAUCCGCUGAGGACCGCAGGCAGCAGCUCGGACGGGACUGAGGACUCGGAUUUUUCCGCCGACCUCGAACACGCCGAGGUUUCCGAGAGCGCGCACAGGCGCAGCAGCACGCGCCUGACCCGCGCGUCGCUGCGCCUCAGUCGGAGCUCUCAAGAUAACUGCAGCUCAGUGCGGAGCAGUUCUCCUGCAGCUGUGGCUCCGGACGAAGCCCUGGAUUCAGCAGCAGCAGCAGCAGCAGUGACAGCAGUGGCAGCGUCGGUCUUCUCCUCCGGGCGCAGGGUCACACGCAGCCAACAGGUGGCGACAAACACCACAGCCAAAAGAUACCCCCUGCGCCAGAGCAGGUCGUCUGGCUCAGACACAGAAGCUAAUGACCUAAAGCAGAGUGAGGACCGCGAUGAGACCCCUCCCCGCACCCCAACAGGCAACGCCCCAUCCUCGGAGUCCGACAUCGAGGUUUCCAGCCCAAGCAACGACCUUGUAUCUUCCAGCAACGAUAUUGUAGUUUCACAGGAGGAGGACGAGAGAUUGGCCAAAGAGCUGUCGCUCAAAGAGGCCGCCGCUCACGACCUUUCCCACCGGCCAAAGCGACGGCGCUUCCAUGAGAGCUACAACUUCAACAUGAAAUGUCCCACACCUGGCUGCAACUCCCUGGGUCAUCUAACAGGGAGGCAUGAGAGACAUUUCUCCAUAUCAGGAUGUCCUCUUUACCACAACCUGUCUGCUGAUGAAUGCAAGGGCAAGGCAUCGACUCGUGACAAACAGACUGAGGAGAGGACACUGUCACACCGUCAGGACGAGAACAGACAUUCCACAAGAAACCAGGCUCCAACAGAGCGUCAGCUACGCUACAAGGAGAAAGUGACGGAGCUGAGGAGGAAGAGGAACUCUGGACUGAAUAAGGAGCAGAAGGAUAAGUACAUGGAGCACCGUCAAAGCCACGGGACGAGCCGGGAGCCGCUGCUGGAGAACAUCACCAGUGACUACGACCUCGAGCUGUUCAGGAAAGCGCAGGCACGUGCCUCGGACGACCUUUCCACAAACCCUCCUCUGCAGCCAAAGGAGGAGUCUGAGAUAUUUUUGGACAAGCUCCGUCUGGCCGGUCAGGUGUCGGAGGGCAGCAACAUGAUUAAGACCAUCGUGUUCGGUCGCUAUGAGCUGGACACCUGGUACCACUCUCCCUAUCCGGAGGAGUACGCUCGCCUGGGGAGGCUGUACAUGUGCGAGUUCUGCCUUAAGUAUAUGAAGAGCCAGACCAUUCUGCGCAGGCACAUGGCUAAGUGUGUGUGGAAGCAUCCCCCAGGCGAUGAGAUCUACAGGAAGGGGAACAUCUCUGUCUUUGAGGUGGAUGGAAAGAAGAACAAGAUUUACUGCCAGAACUUGUGUUUGCUGGCCAAACUCUUCCUGGACCACAAGACUCUGUAUUACGAUGUUGAACCUUUCCUCUUCUAUGUCAUGACUGAAGCUGACAACACGGGGUGCCACCUUGUCGGAUACUUCUCUAAGGAGAAGAACUCUUUCCUGAACUACAACGUGUCCUGCAUCCUCACUAUGCCACAGUACAUGAGGCAGGGUUACGGCAAGAUGCUCAUAGACUUCAGUUACCUGUUGUCAAAGGUGGAGGAGAAGGUGGGCUCACCCGAGCGCCCUCUGUCUGACCUGGGUCUUAUCAGCUACCGCAGCUACUGGAAGGAGGUGCUGCUGCGCUACCUGAACAACUUCCAGGGCAAGGAGAUCUCCAUCAAAGAGAUCAGUCAGGAGACGGCAGUGAACCCAGUGGAUAUCGUGAGCACACUACAGUCGCUCCAAAUGCUCAAAUACUGGAAGGGAAAGCACCUGGUUUUAAAGAGACAGGACCUUAUUGACGACUGGAAGGCCAAGGAGACCAAACGGGGUAACGGAAAGACCAUUGAUCCCACAGCCUUAAAAUGGACACCGCCUAAAGGGACGUAGAGAAGCUUCCUUUCACACUCCAAAACCCUAAAACACACAAACACAGUCAAAUCCUCCUCUGUACACUGGCAUGCUCACACACCCUGAGCCUAAACUCUCACACGCACCUCUGUACAAAAUGCUUUCUGCAGCUACAGCAUAGUCACCCACUUUACACAUGACAUCUACACAUUACUCUGGGUUCAAGCAGUCACUGUCAUGGCUCGGGAAGCUGACUUCAGUCCAACAAAUUAAAAAUUGAUUGAUAUAAUUCACAUACCAAGAUCAAGCAAAAGUUCAAAUUAAAAAUUGAACAGGAAAAAAAUGUGUAGGAAAAAUACAUGAGAAGUUGGUUAAAACAUGGUUAACUAAUGAUGUUUAAUGAAAGAUAAAAAAAAUUUAAAAAAAACUAAUUGUAACCUAAGUGUGGUUUUAGAUUUACUUGAAGGAAUGAGCAAACUAGUACACUACAGUUUAGUGUUUACAUUCAGCUCACACAUGUAGCCACUGGCUAUUAAUCACUAAAAUUAAGGCAAUACAUCACAUGGCUGCCACAUGCUUAGAGAAAAAGUAAAGCUUCCUAGAUUACAUUUUGCCUUGUCACUACUGUCCUUCAAGCCUUUGUUGCUCUUUGAAACAGACAGAUUUGUUUUCAGUUAUUUCUCAAAUUGUUUAUUUAAUAUUUCUCACAAUUUAUUUAUUAUAUUAGACAUAAUAUCAUUCAAAACACUUAUUUUUUUUAGAUUCUAGGUAAUAUCAAACACUUUGGGGUAUCACAGUGGACAAGUUAGACUAAGAUUCUUGUCAACGGACAGCAUGACUAGGAUAUAAAGUUAUGGGCCACAGUAGCAGCCAAUGAGGUCAGUCUACGUAGGAUGGCCGGCUGACAUCUCCUCAACCUCAUUUGUUAUCUGAAAAGUGAAAGUAAUUGUUAGCGCGCCUCCUUCCAGACACUCCGUUAGCACAGACCACCAGGCACACCCAACUAAUCCAAUCUUCCAGCGGCAGGUAUGAAACCUGUGCUGCACUUCAUUCUGUUCUCGAGACAGAACGCAGGUCGGCAGCACGCUGACGCAUGCGGCGAGUUUAGGGAGACAGACCAGCUGUGAUUAUCAGCAUCAGGAUCGUAAGAAUAGGAACCCAGACCUCGAUUUACCAUCCGGUUCGUGAAUAUAUAGUGAGUUCUCACACAAACUGGUCUUUAAAAUGAAUUUGCACAUUACCCCUAUUAGAAUAUUACAAAUAAAUUGACAAUUUUGUCAUUUCACACAUUGUUUUUAUUCACAAUGUGAAGAGGGGGCACAUGAUCAGCUGUAAGGAGUGAUGUAGUGUUAUACUGUUUAUCCAGUCAUCUGAAGUUGGUACAAUUUUGGUCUGGAAAAAGUUUAAUGGUUGAACUAGUAUGAAGAGCUCAGAUGGUCUCGGGUCACGUCUUUAAAUCUUUACAGAUUCUCUAUUUGUGUUAAAACAAACAAAUGGCAAAAGGACUCAACAGUGACUGUUUGAACUCAAAUCCAUUCUUCUCCUCUCUUCUCUCUCUGCAACAAAUGUACAUUGUGUCCAGUAUGUAACCUAUCUUUCUCAGUAGUUAGUUGGUUAACUAGGAAGCUAUAGCUGCCAUCGGCCGUUUUCUGUCCCAUCCUGUUAUGUUACCAGGAUGUUUUGUGACCACCUGUGCCCCCCCACCCCUGUUUUUUGUCUUCGUGUCGAGACGUCCACACUUGUAUCCUGAGCAGUGAAGGUACGUGGGGAAUCUCGGCUGCUUCGAGUGUGGGAGCUCACAAACAUGUUACUGUGUUUCCCCGUGUUCUUUGUGUUGACUUUGUUAAAGUUCUCAAUGAUAUUUUACACUUUUUCUACCUCUAAGGUUUUACCACUGUAUAAAAGCUACAGCCCAUUUUUACCAUGUUCUGUUUUCUGUUAACGUGAUAAUAUGUAGCUGUGUUUGGCCAGCAACGUUUUUUUCCCAUUAGAUUUUUUUUUAAUUUUUUAAAAAUAUAUAUGCUAUUUAUAUUCUUUAAAAAAAAAAGGACAUGUUAAUUGCGUAGAACGUACAGUAACAGACAAAGUCUGGUAGAAGAAUGUCUACUCUAUAGGACCGGCUGUCUUGUGAAUAGAAAUAUUUAUUUAAAAUUUAUAUGUAGAUUUUAAUGUGUUCAGAAGCUCUUGGAAGGUACAAGACUCGCCAACGACUAAUACAACAAUAGAAGUCAUUUUCAUUUCAAGGGUUUAUCUCCGGCUAUCAGAAGCUAUUGAAUCAAGAUGUGUCCCCUUUGCACAUUGUCACUAUUUGUUCACACCACUGUUACUGCUCCAAUCAUUGAGGAAAAUACAAGCACAUCCUUCAUGCCUAAGACCAGUUAGAAUGUAGAAUGGUCGGCAGCCUUUUUUAUGUUUUGAUUUGCGUAGCCCACUGCGUUAUACCAGCUGAAUUUAUUUCAUUAACAUUCUCAAUAUUUAUUGAUUAAGGUUAACAUGUUCAUUUUUGUUUGCAUCGUUGUGGAUUUGUUAACAAUUUGGUAAAUUUGCAUAUUCUCUUUCUUGUUGAAAGUUGAUACUGCUCUCAGUAAUGUCAAACUAUUCCUUUAAACUUUGUGCAGAUAAGCUUAGACAGCGGCUGGCUGGGAAAUUGGAGGUGUGACGCCAACAAUGUCAGAGUAAAUCAUCUUUUUCAUCAAAGCUUUUUUUCGUUUUGCAGCUUCAGUGUUACAAUUUCAAACGCAGAUGAACGAUUUUCUCUCACUAACUACAGACAUGUUGUUGUUGUUCUUUUCUUCUUCUCUUCUGUUGCCUUUGACGUGCGUAAGGUUAAAGACGUUCUUCUCUGUUUCUUAUUUUCUUUUACAGUGAUCUUUUCUUUCUGCCAUCUAGGAAUGAAUACGUCUGUGUUUUACCUGUUUAUAUUCUCUUUAAUCCUGUGAUUGGUGUCGCCGUCUUUUUUCAAUUCUCACUCGAGGGCGUUCACAAGUCAUGUCACUGACCGGUCAAUACCAACAACAGUUUAUGCCUUUCAGACGACUACAAUUAUCCUUUUAGCACUCGUUCUCAAUAAACCUCUCUGAAAAUGUGCUACUGAUCAAACUUAUUGUUGGGAGUGUGGGGAGUGUUUUUUUGUCGUUGUCCCCUGCGCAAUCGUUUAUUCACAGGAAAGUGCACUUAUUUCGGAGGGAAUUUCAAAGUAAAAGUCUGUCCCUAAAACACAACAACUUCCCAUAUGUGACUGGGGUAAUUUAAAAAUGUGCUCUUAUUUUUGUUGCGGCCAUGUUGAGAUAUUCUGUUCAAAGUAUGAGGGAGUGAUCUCUGCUUUCAGUGCCUCUGAAUUAAAGAGGACGGGCAUUUUUUUUUAAACUCUUUUUUCAUUUUAUUUCCAAAUAUCAUUGAUAUUUACCAGUAAUACAGGGAAUAGAUCAUAAUAAUUGGCAUAUACUCCCUCAAUUACAGAAAAUGGACCUGAACAAUUUCUCGACUGACAGAGAAAACCGUAGUGACAACGCUUUGUCCAAAAACACAUCUGGAAUGUGUUGCACAUUGGACAUAUCCUUUAAGAUGAGCCCCUUAUAGGGAAAUCGGUCUGUCUUGAUGUGGCAGUCUGUUUUAAUUUCCGUCAUUUGUCUUGCCGUCGUUCCUCUGUGCCAGUGGCAGCUAUAGAUCGGCAGGUUUCAGAGCCCCUUGCUGGUUAUUAACGCGUCCGAACGGGAUCACAAGUUACUUAGAGAAACGAGAGGAAUUCCAUCGCCUUCCACAGGCCAGCGAGCUGUUGUAGUGCCGCUACCUAUUUAAACUACGUGCACAAAAGCAGCGUGGCAUUGAUGUGUAGCUCAGUUCUUUUUUGUAUUUGCUUUCCCUGCAUUACUUCCUCUUCAAUAAAUGCAAAAUGGUGA